Molecule: messenger RNA, 14268 nt
Organism: Sorex fumeus (smoky shrew)
Lineage: Eukaryota; Metazoa; Chordata; Mammalia; Eulipotyphla; Soricidae
Gene: DNHD1
Product: dynein heavy chain domain 1
Exons: 43
Coding region: 1-14268 (4755 amino acids)
Biological process (GO): microtubule-based movement
Cellular component (GO): dynein complex
Molecular function (GO): dynein intermediate chain binding; minus-end-directed microtubule motor activity; ATP binding
Source: RefSeq, a predicted model, not a curated record
AUGGAACCAGGCAUUGAGCUCUUGGUCCUUGAAGACAAAGACCACUCCUUUGAGGAAGGUGCCAGCCAGCAGCCAGAAGCCUGCCUCUGGCUCUCGGAGCCUGAACAGUGGGCGAGCGCCCUUCGACAGCAGCUGAAUGUACAACUCCUCUUGGCCACAGAGAAGAGGCCAGACUUGUCUUCUGAAGGCCCAUUGUUUCUUGCCCCUGAGUCUCUGCACUCCAAAAGUAGCCAGAAUAAACUGGCGCCACCCUGGGCUAGUCAGAGAAGACAGAGGCAGUUCCUGAGAACAGUGAGUCAGUUAGAGCAGCCCACAGCGCUGGACCUCCUGGUACAGGAGCUCCAAACUCUAAUCUUGGCCGUGCUACAGGAUCGCCGUCCUGAAGCAUGGCAUUACCUCCAUGCUGUGCUGGGUUUGCUACCUCCAUAUCGAACACUGCUAACCAACCGCCUGGAUGUGCUGCCCUUUCUGGAGCAGUUAUACCUCUGGGCUCCGUGGGUCCAAGCCCAGUUCCAGCUGGACAUACUCAAGGCCAUGUACCAAGCCUUUCCCCCAGACACCACUUUGUUAGAUUGUGCCUCCCACGUUGAUUGCUCAUUGCGGAGAAGAAAAAGAGUCUUUCCUGGGCUCCAAUGCCCAGCCUGCCCUUUCGUGUAUGCCAGGUCGGGAGGAGAGCAAGAGAAGGAAUUGGCCACAUGGCUGCAACCUCUGACUCUGCCUGAACUACAGCACUACUUAGGUAUUGUUGGACCUCAGGUGGCUGUGGAAGAGAGCUGGUGGCUCAAUGGGCUUGGCCUCCUGCCUUUGGCCCUUGCAACAGACAUCCCCGUACAGUAUGAAAAAGAUGACACUGACCCUGCAGCACAAAAGUCUACUGAAAAUAGAGACACUGAAUUUCUGUUUGACUCGGAAACUUGGCGGAAGAAGAAAAAGAGAAGGGUUGGCUUUGUGCCUCAGCUUUCCCUCUUAGGUAAUCAGAUGUUGGCUGUUCUAAGAACAGAGAGAUACCUGAAGAAGAUCCACUUCCUUUAUCUCAAUGUGGCUCCCAGCCGGUACUUUAGGCCCUACAACCUGGUGGUGGUGUCACCAAAGAAGGUGAAUCCUGAGCACUACAUCUUCUCUCCAUUCGGGGUCCUGCAUGUCCAUCCUGUGGAGGGCAAUGAGACGAUGACUCUGGGGACCUGGCACCGCCAUUCUGUCCUCUGGCAGCAACUCCAGUUCAUCCCUUUCUUCAAGCAUUGCCUGUUACGCAAGGCUUUCACUUGCUGGAGGAGGAGAGUGAAGUUGCUGACGAUGGAUCGGUGCCGUAUUUUCCUAGAGAAAAAUCUGCUCACGACUGUGCCCCACUUUGGAGUCGGGCUCCUUCAUAUCAACAGGCUUCUGCAGGAGAUGUACUCUGUAUCCUGGCUCCCCAAAGAUCCACAGGGGAGCUAUGAGCUGCUAGAUUUGAAGCAGGCUCUAGUCAACGAGACUCACAAGGCUCUGCAUUUUCUCCAUCGAUGCCUAUACCUCUGCACAUCCAUUCUUCAACUGAUUCACAAGGAUACCUAUAAAAUGCACCAGGGCUUGCAGGAGCGAGUACGAAACAGCAAGAGAAUCAGGAAAGGCCAGGGCUCCGUAUACCUUCAGAGAGUACAAAACCAACAGCUGGAGCAUAAGCUGAAGCAGGCAGAGACCUGGUUGCUGCAUCUGGGGCAACUGGCCCGCCUCGUAGACUACAUGAUUUGUCAGAGCCUUGUGUCUACCAUACAGAAAGAGAUCACCUCUUUUGUGGCCAACAUCCUACAGGCCCCAAGACAGAAUCCCUUUCUUUCAACACGUCUGGUCUUUGAUAGUUCUGAUCAGCUGUCUCAUGAUCCUCGUAUUGAAAACAUAACCAGAAUUCUAAAUGGGGGCCUAGGGUUUCUUAAGUCCUCUGUUCUGAAGAUGCUGCAAUCUGUAAACCUGAGCACUCCCUGGAAUUUUGAAGAAGAAGAUGAAGAGGGAAACACAAACACAGAAUUCCUGAUGCUCAAGUUCCAGAGCCAGCUCAGGGACACUGUGAGUAUAUUCUGUGGACCGGAUGUAGGACUUGUGUUUCCCUGGAAGACUCACACAAGUGCUGAUGUUCUGGAGGUCCGUGGGCACAGGCUUCGUGGCCAGUAUUUGCCUACUAAUUAUAACCAACUGAAAGACGACCUCAACAACAACCCUCAGAUAAAGCAAGCACUGAAUAUACAACAGUCCCUCCUGCAGGACAUGCUGUGUGAGGUGCAGGAAUUUUGCAGGGAACAUCACUGGAUGAUAAGAAUUUAUAAGUUCCUGAAAAACUGGGGGCCUCGGAAACUAGCGUCUAUGAAGGGUUGUCCUAUUAAAAACUAUGUGACCUUGGUGGACCAUCUCAAGUUUUGGCAUAUCCGAAUCUCCAAAAUGCCUUCUCAGAAGAUCACAAAAGGGAAGUUGCUGCUGUUGAAUUGCCAUGAUAUAAAGGCAGAGCUAGAAUCCAAGAUUAAGAGCAUCUGGAAAGACAUUCUUCAACAGGUGCAGAAUGAGUGCAAAACUCGCAGCAAGCAACUCAUGAGAGAACUCACAAGAUACAUGGAGACCUUCCAAAACAUCAGUGACGACAUUUACAACAUUGCACGCUGCUCUCAGAAGCUUAAUGAAGCCAGUGAGCAUUACUCGGAACUGGAGGAGCGAAUGGAAUAUAUACGGUCACUUCACGAACUCAUCCGCAACCACUUUAACUUUUACAAUGCUGAGACCGAGGCACUGGACAUCUUGCUGCUGGAUAUGUGGGAGGCAUUUCAGUUUGAGAAAAGCCAGACCUCAGAGCUCCUGCUCAGCCAUCGCCACGCCAUUGUUCCCAAACUGCAACAGCGGAUGGCCGCAGCAUUGGCAGAGCUGGAAUGCAUAAUCCAGAAGGCCCUCUCUGAUCCCUUCAUGGACCCUCUGCAAGAUCUGAGGGGUACUGAGCAACAGCUCAUCACCAUGGAGCUUCAGUACCAGAACACAGCCAGCCACCUCACUGAACUGCACCAAGCCUAUGUCGCCAUCACCGGGGAUGAGAGUCCUUUGUCCAUGCCGGCUUGUGGGACCCGUCCUAUUGUACAACAGCAACAAAUCUGGCACCUGUAUAGAAUUGUCUGUGAAAACAUCAGUGAUUGGAAAUGCAUGGCUUUCGCCAAGUUUAGCCUGGCUGCGGCCAAGGAUAAAAUAGAAGGCUGGCUAACAGAGGCAGCGCAGAUGAGUACAAAUCAGGGGCUACACAGCCCAGUUCUGCAGUGUUGCAUGCGCUUGCUGGAGAAGUUUAAUAGCUACCUGCCUUUGCUAACCAAGCUGGCAAGCCUUUCUCCACGUAGCCUCAACUACCAAGCCUUCCUUCGAGCCUUAGAUUUGGGUGGUAUCAGCAAUUUAGAACUUCUAACACUGGGCCAACUGCUCUCUCGUCCACUGCUGGAGUUUUCAGAUCGAAUCAAUCAGAUCUGGCUGGCUGAAAAUCAACGAAAGGUGACCAAAGAGACUCUCCAGCAGCUGCAGUACUCCUGGGAUGCACACCAACUUAGAAUACAGAAUUUCAUCCUCCAUGUACCGUAUGAACCCCCAGUUAGUGAGCGCAACAGAAAGCAAAUGGCCCAAAACACCCAAUGGGAACCAGUGGACGUGGAUAGUGGUACCUUCAUCCUUUCAGAUUAUAGCAGCCUGCAGGAUUCAAUCCAGGAGUGUCUUCCGAUAUUGUUCAAGAUCUUGACCACCCAUAAGUCAGGGGACUUACACAUCGCAGCUUUGGAGUGGCUGGCCAACUUGAAAGGGCUGGGCACCCUGUUGGAGGUGUGGGUGAUUUUCCAGCAGAAGUGGAUUUUCCUGAAUAAAGUUCUACAUGAAAUGAAGAUCUCACUUCCUUCUUCUGACCUGAACUCUCGCUUCCAGGCACUGGAUCAUCAGUAUCGGACCCUAAUGCAGAUAUCUAUAGCUGACCCUCAGGUUAUGUCACUUAUAAAGCCCACUGCCCACCGGGACCCGGCCUUCCAAGGCCAACGGCUACAACAGAUGCUGCAAAAAGGCUCAGUGGAGCUAGAGGGCAUCAUCGUGGCUCUGGAGAGUGUACUCUAUGGACUGUGUGCCCAGUUCCCCCGCCUCUUCUUCCUCAGUGACAGUGAAUUAGUGGCCCUGCUCUCUAGCCCACUGGAGUUACCUGAGGUCCAGCAGUGGGUCCAGCGCUGCUUUCCUCAUGUGCGUGUCGUGAGCUUCAGGCCUGUCUUAAGCAAAGAGAAGAGCCAGAUGUUGGAGUCCUCCUUGCAGGUGAACUUAAACACACAGACCCAGGAGGAGGCCUUUGCCGUGGGAGGCGCAGGCGGGGAGGUGAUGCAACUGCAGGAGCCCCUGCUUCUGCAUAGGGACAUCCCCACCUGGCUGGCAUCUCUUGAGAAGGGCCUGCGUUUGACACUCGUGCAUAUGCUCCAGGACUGUGUGGCUUCCCGUCUCGCUCUGAGUCCAUCCCUUAGGGAGGUCUUCCAGCAAGUGUCCCAGAACCAGGUGCACCCGCAACAGUAUGUCCACCAUUGUCUGGAUUUAAUGCAGACUUUUCCGUGGCAGUGUGUGCAGGUGGCAGAGGAUGUGUUAUGGUGGGCAGAGAUGGAGGAGGAUCUGCUUAAGGGGAGGACACAGGAUAUGGUCCCCUGGAAUGUGCAGAAGCUUGAGUUACUGAUAUAUUUUUUGCGGACCCAGAGGGCUUCCCAAGGGAGGCAAUCCAAUCUCUCUAACCGCCAAAUCAGCCUACUCAGUGCCCUGUUGGUCACGGCUGUUAGCCAUCGGGACAUAGCACAGUUGCUCCAGCAGCACCAUGUCAGCAAUGUAAAGGACUUCCACUGGGCCCGCCAACUCAAGUACCGCCUAGGUUACCCUCAGACCACCCCUCCGAGUCCACUGCAGAGUCUCAAGACUGUUGCAUCUACAAAGGCCUCUCUGUCGCCACCUGUGUGCUGGAUAGAGGUGCUGGGCCGGGCUUUCCUGUACAAUUACGAGUACCUGGGUCCCAGGCUGGAGUCUCUACCCAGGCUGCUGCCUGAGCAGCCUGCCCUGGUCCUGUUACUGGCCCUGGAAGAGGCGGCCUGUGGGACUCUGUUGGGCCCAAGCGGCAUUGGCAAGACAAGCAUUGUAAAGAACCUUGCACAGGCCUUGGGCCGCCUCCUGGUGGUAAUACCCUGCUUGCCUCAGAUGGAGGCGCAGAGCCUGAGCAAGUACCUGAAUGGCGCCCUGCAGAGUGGUGCGUGGCUCCUGUUGAAAGCAGCUCAGCGGCUGCCCCUUGGCUUACUCUCUGCUCUGGGCCAGCGCCUUAGUCAACUGUGCCACCUCUAUACUCCACUGUCCCAAAAGAUCUCCCAAAACCCCAGUAUCAUCGACCCCACCUGCUCCCAGGUCCUUGGCCGUGGCAUCUUUGAGAAACAUGACGUGUCCAUUCGCCUGGGCUAUGGCUGCUUCAUGACCCUGUGUACCCACAGCACCACUGUGCCGGCCAACCUGCACCAUCUGCUCCGGCCCAUGUCCCUAAAGCUGCCUGACCUGCACUGGGUGAUAGAGAUGACUCUGCUGGGAGCAGGGAUACGCGAUGCCUCCCGCAUGGCCACCCGCCUGUCCAAAUUCUUCUCCAUGGAAUGUGAACUGAUUUCAGGGCCCCUGCCCUGCCGCCUACCCCUUCUCAGACGGGUGCUAGAAAACAUGAUGCAAUCCCUGUCUAGGACCAUGGAGGACCCUGCACCCCAGCAUUUUCAGAGCAUAGCUGCCAUUGAGGAGGCUGCCCUGCUGCAUGCCCUCGUAGACUCACCCCUAUUCAAUGCUGUCGAUGGGGCCCGCCUGCACAAACUCCGGGAACUGCUCUGUGGGCUCUUCCCAGGCGCUAGCAAUGUGCUGGCAAAGCCUCUGACCUGCAAACUGAAGAAACCAGUGCUGGUGGAGAAACUGCGGCAAAUAGGCCUGUACCCAAGCCCUGAAAUCUUGGGGUCCCUGGAGCAGCUGAGCCAGGCACUGGACCAGACUGCAGGCAUUUUGCUCCUGGGCCCGGCGGGCAGUGGCAAAACCACUUGUUGGCACAGCUUAUUUAAGAUCCAGAACCAGCUGGCCAUGGAGAGCAGCUCCAGCAAGGAAUGCCAGUCUGUGGAAAUUACUCAUCUGUAUCCCAGUGCCCUCAGUUCCCAGGAGUUCCUGGGAUGGCUGGAGGGGUCCUACUGGCACCGUGGAAUCUUCCCUAAGCUGUUUCAUGAGACCCUAUUCAUAAAGCAAAAGGCAUGGAAAUCCAUAGGCAUCCAGCACUGGAUUAUAUGUGACGGGGUCGCCAGUGCUGCUUGGCUAGACAGCGUCACUUGCCUCCUAAGUGACCCCUUUCAGCUAAGCCUGCCCAGCGGUCAGCAGAUAGCACGGUCCCAGGACACUUUUCUCUUGCUGGAGUUGGGAGACACCACAGGCAUGGCGCCCACGGUAGUGGGCCGUUGUACCCUGGUGUGGUGCGGUGGGAAGCAGACCUACCAGAGUAUGCUUAGCGCCCUGAUGGCCUCCCUGACCCAGGACUACCAUCUGCAGCAGCACACAGUCACUGAGCUCAAUCACUUGGCCGAAGUGCUGGUGCCAGCGACGUUUCGAUUCCUCACCCUCCAUGGUGCCAGUUCUCUCCUGCAAGUGCACGGGCAGCAGGCUCUUUGCUCAGGGGUGGCUGAAGUCACCAGUCUGGCCCGCAUCUUUCGUUGUCUGCUUAAUUCCAUAGACAAGAAGGCCCAAAACACAGGGGUGCCGAUUCUGAUUGUGUGGACUUUUGCAGAGAACUUUGGCCGUUAUGAUACUCUGACCCAAAUCUUCAAGGGCUCAAAGAACAACGUUCUGAACCAGGCCCAGCUUGGCACCAGUGAUACAUCUAAUAAGAACAGAGAACACCUACUGGCUGUCAACAGCUUUAUUUUUGCCUUGGUCUGGGGCUUUGGAGCCCAUCUUCCUUCCAGGUUCUGGUUGUCCUUUGAUACGUUCCUGAGGGAGGCUAUUAGCUGUCUCCCCAACUACCCUGAGCUACCGCCCUCAAUCUUGAUGUUUGAUCUAUAUGUAUGUCCUCAAACUGGGAAACUGGUCCCCUUCACUGGACAAUACCUGAGCAGCCACAUCAAGGGAUCUUUGGGAAACUUCAAACCAUCUUCCGAGGCUGAACGGCUCUUGUAUAUGGUGGACCUGCUUCUGUCAGAAGGAUACCCAGUGCUUCUGGCUGGGGAGGCAGCAGCAGGGAAAUCAGCAUUUGUGGAGGUGCUCGUGGAGCCACAUCACCCUUUCACAAGCAGCCCUAUCCAUCCCGCCUUCACCACCACCCACUUUCGCCUUCUGCUGAGUCAAGUGGCCCAGGGCCAAACGCAGACCAACCCAAGGAGGUACCUGAAUUCUAAAGGCUCCUUCCUUUUCCUAUUAGAGGAUCUGCACCUGGCAGCAUCUGACCCAGAGAGGAGCUGCCAGCCAGUUUUGGAGACUUUGCGCCAGGCCAUGGACGGCACCAUGUAUGCCCAUGACACCUUAGAGCUGCAGACACUGCCGCCUUCAGUCAACUUCCUUGCCACGGCCACAGUGCCAGGCUUCUGUGAGCGCUCAGUGUGCCCCCGCCUCUUUCGGCUCUUCACAGUGCUGGCCCUGAGCAGCGUGACUGUGUCAGUGCUUCAGAGGAGGCAUGGGCCCACCCUCCAUGCCUGGCUAGAGCGUUUCCCCUCUGUGGAGCGGGAGGGCAGUCUUGCGAGAGCCAUGGUGCAGGCCUCGCUGGAGGCCUGGGAGGCCGUGAGCGGCUGCUUUAUGCCUUCACCCCUCCACCCACACUACCGCUUCUCCCUACACUCUGUGGGCCAGAUACUGGACAGCAUACAGGCCCUGCCCAUCCGAACUGGCAUUCGAGGGUUUAUGGACUAUUCUAGUCACCAGGACCACUUGAAGUUGGUGUUGGGCCUCCAUGGCACCCGCCUGACUGUGAUGAUGACGACGUGCAGCAUGGUGCGUCUCUGGCUGCACGAGGCACAGAGAACCUUUUGUGACCGACUAGACAGCCAUAGGGAACGCUCUUACUGUGCCAAGCUGCUCCUGGCAGUAGCCCAGAAGGUCUUCUGCUGUGCACCAAUAUCCCAGGACCUGGGCAAGGGCUUUGAUGAGGGAGAGGAGGAGGAGGGAGAGGAAGAUAAAGAAAGAGUGCCUGAAGUGGAGUCUGAAGGGGAGUUGGCCCAGUGGGAGGAUUUAAGCAGCAGUGGUAGUGAGAAGGAGGAGGAAGAGAAGGAGGGUGCCUACGGCCUGCAGGUCUCCAUGGCUUUGCCCCCAUCUGUGCCUCCCUCCAUAGGGCCAGUCAAGAAGGGGGACACAGAGAACCUAAGUCAGAAAGUCAGCCAGGAGGAAGGCAAAAGACCCUCCACCAACAAAUUAAAGAUGAAGAGAUCUAAGAUUUGGUGGCAGAAGGCACGCCAGACGGAUCUGACCUCACCCCUAUUGCUGCCAGUACUGUUACUUCGUCCCCAGGAAAACCCCUCAGACUUGGUCUUCUGUCGAGAACUGAUAAUGGGGUCCAGCCAAGAGAGUGUCAAAUUGUACCUAGAACGGCAGUGGGAGAGGCUGAGAGAGCAGCUCGCUUCUACAGCUGCUAAACUAAAGCUGAACCCCAGCCUUGCUCAGUGCCACACCAUGGUCCAGCAUGUAGCCCGCCUCGUUCGCGUGCUGGCCAGGCCUGGCCAGCAUGGCCUACUGCUUGCAGGGGCUUUGGGUACAGGGCGCCGUACUGCCGUCACGCUGGCAGCUGGCAUCUGUCAGGCUCGUCUUUUCCAUCUGCCAGCAGGGUCCAAGGAGGCCACUCUCCAAUGUCUGCAGGAUGCCAGUUGGCACGCCGGCGUAUUUGGCCGGCCAGUGGCCCUGCUGGUAUCCAGGGGUGUGGAUCUUCACACCCUUCAUUGCCUGCUGGCCCUGGCAAAUUCGGGCAGCUUCCCUGCCCAGUAUUCAGAGGCAGAUCUGGACAGAAUUGAGGAGCAUAUGUUCAGGGAAAACAUCAAGCAGAACAUCCGGAAAGAAAUGCUACUGCAGAGGUUCUAUCAGCAAGUGUGCAGCCACCUGCACAUGUUCUUCCUGAUUGAAGAUGAGCAGGCCCAGAAGCACCUGCCUUGCACCCUCUUCCUGAGACUCCUCAAACUGGCCAUCGCCAGCAUUGACCACUAUGAGCCGUGGGACCAAGCUUCUCUGGUCAGUGUGGCCCAACACUAUCUGAAGGCUGUUCAGAGUCCACCCGGUGAUAGUGAUCCUGUGAAGUUUCCAGACUUUGAGGCCUCAGUUAUGAGAAUGGCCAGAGUUAUGGCUCUUAUCCAUCUUUCGGCUGGUACCUACCAAGGAGUCCUGUGCCCGGAAUUGCCACUUGUCACCCCCAAGACCUUUCUAGACUUCCUGGAUACCUUCAUGCUAGUACAGAAAGAGAUGAGCCAGCAGAUGAGGAAGAAGGCCCAGCAGAUCCAGGAUGCCCUAGAAAAUCUGGAAAUUCUACUAAAGCAGCACCAUACCUAUACCAACUUGAUUUGCGACUUGGAACAGCAGUUGAAAGACUUUCGUAAGGAUGCCGUCUUACUAAGGCAGAUGCUAGAUCAGAACAAGCUUCAGCACUCGCAGCAGCUGUCAGUGUGUCAACAGCAAGAGAACCUCAUUGAGAACUUGACCAAGCAACGAGAUGCCCUGCGGGCUCAAUAUGAGGCUUUUCUGGAGCAGAUGAGCACAGCAUUCCUGAGACCCCUCAACCAGCUUCAGAUGACUGACUUUGAGGAGAUAAGGAGCUACCGAGCUCCGCCAGAAUCUGUGGUCCGGGUGACUGAUGCAAUGUGUAACCUGUUCCAUCAUGAAACGGGCUGGCCAAGUGCCAAGCAGCUGUUAUGUUCUGAGGACUUUUAUCAGGAGUUGGUAUACUUCCCCAAGGAUAAGAUAACAGACUCAGAGCUGACUGAAUUAAGCCGAGCUUUGCAGGGGCCAGGUAUGAGUGAGGAAGCUUUGCGGGAAGCGAGCCUGCCUGUGGCAAACUUGGCAGCGUGGCUCUGGGCCAUUGUGCACUACAAGCUGGCACAGCACCGUGGACAGCCCACGGGCCAGCUGCUGGAGCAGGUGGAAGCCACACUGGCUCAGGAGCAGGCCCGCUUGGGCCACUACCAGUUACAGGCCCAGAAGUUGCUCGAGAAAACGAAUACCCUGCUAAGGAACAUAGAGGAGACCCAGAAGUCCUACAGCCAUAUCUUAGAAGAUCUGCAGUGGGCUCAGUGUGGCCAAUAUCACAAGUGGCCUGUUAAAGCUGCACUGCUGACUCCCAAAGUCUCCUGGACUUCAGAGCUCCAGAAGGUGAAGAAGCACUGCCAGACUAUAUUUGGAGAUGCCCUCCUGUGUUCAGCAGCCAUCAUCUACCUGGGUCCCUUCCCACCACUGCGGCGGCAGGAGAUCCUGGACAAGUGGCUGGCUCUGUGUCAGGGCUAUCAGGAGACCCUGGGCCCAGAUGAUGUAGCACAGGCAAUCAAGCCAAAGCAGGAUGUGAGCAUGCCACCAAAGGUGCUCCUGUCAACACGCUGUCCCUUCAACCUUCUGUCCUUGAUGAGCUCUGAAUCAGAACAGUUCCAGUGGGACAGAGACCUGAAGCCCCAGGCCAAGUCAGCUCGUGUGGCAGGCCUGCUCGUGCGAAGUCACUCUCACUACCACAGUUGCCGGUGGCCUCUGCUGCUUGACCCCAGUCACCAGGCCCUCAUCUGGCUGAAACCACUGCCUCUGGAAGGGAUGACAACCCUGGACUCUUCUUCUGGUGAGCUCAGAGGAAAAUCCAGAGAGAAACACAAGGAGGAAGAGGAAGAAGAAGAGUAUUAUAGUGAAGACAGUGAUUUUAACCUUUUGGGCAUAAUAAGAAGGUCAAGGUCAGAGAAAAGAGAGGAAGUACAGGAGAAAAAGGAAGAGGAGGAGCAGGAGACAGAGCCAGAGAGUCCUAAGUCAAAGCCAGCCCCCGAGACACAGCCUCUGCCCACUCCCUACCUCAAGGUGCUCUCUGGGGCUGACCCACAGCUGGGUGCUGCCCUCUGCGAGGCAGCCGCCAAUGGCCAGCAGGUGCUACUGAUCAACAUGGAGCUGGGCCUAGAGUGCCAGGAACUGCAAUGGCUGCUGGAGCGGGAGAGGCUGAGCCCGCCCCAAGUGCAGCCUGGCUUUUGCCUCUACCUGAGCACGACCCUCCCGCUCAGUGCCUUAGGAAAAGUGCUAGGCUGUGAACGGCUGAAGGGGCUGAAUGUGUUGGAUCUGGGCUCGAACCUGGAAAUCCUAGAAGAACAGAUGCUGCACGAGCUCAUGUGCACACAGUAUCCUGAGAUGGAGGCCCGCUGGCAGGAAAUAAAGAUCAGAAUCCUGGAGAGCCGCAAAGCUGUGGAAACUGCCGAGGAACAGCUGCUGCAGAUGAUGUUUCUCCAUAACACAAAGUAUCAGAAACCCUCCAAGUUCCUGCGGCACAUAGUGAGGGCCCAGGCCCGACUGAUUCAGCUGCGGGCUGACUGUGAGGAACUAGAAGAGCUGAGGCUGCAGGAGAUGGUACUGUGGGCACCCUACCGGCAUACAAUCUGGCAAGUCCUCACCAUCAUCAAGGCCCUGAAUCCACUGCAGAACCUGCUUCCCCCUUUCCGGAUGAGCACAGAGAGAUGGCUGGCGAUCAUCAAGCAGGCUCUGAUCAGCAGUAAGAAGUACGAGUUUCUCCCAGGAGGGGACCUGUCCAGCCACUUGCUGCAGCUGAGAAUCCAUCUGGUCCGCCAAUUGCUAGGCACCACUGUGGGAGUAGUGGGCCUGACCCGGCUACCCUUGGUGGGUGCCUUGGGUGCCUUGGCUCUGCUGCAAGCCACAAAGAAGUCGCCAGAGCCAGAGAUGGUGGCACUUUGGCCUGGCCUGUCAGCGUCUCCCAGCAUAAGUUAUUGCAAAUUAGGUAUAACCCGACCAGCCUGGCUUGGACUUAGAGCCUGGCAGGAAUGUGGCCUGUUAGAGGUGCUCCCCCCAUUUUCUGGGCUGUGUGAGUCCUUGGCACACCACCCUGAGGUCUGGCAGGCCUACCUGUCAUUGUCAUCCACCGUGCUGGGGCCUGCGCCUAUCCCGCUUAGUCUCCUUCAGAAGCUGAUCCUGUGGCGAGUGCUGCGGCCGGAGUUCCUGGUGGGCACCCUGGCCGACUUCACCACCAGUCUCCUGGGCCGACCUCUGGAUGAAAACCUGAAGGUCGACCCUAUCCCCUUCGAAAACAGUCAUGCUACGCAGCCCAUACUGAUCUUGCUGCCACCACCUGGUCACCCCGAGGCCACCCUGCAUCCCCUGACUGUCAUCCAGAGCCUGGCUGCCACACAUAUGAAGGGGCAUGUGGAGGUGAUAGCCCUGGGCUCGGAAGCCUGGGACCCCAUCUCGGUCGUGGUCAGCACGCUGCACCAGGCUAUGAAGGAAGGGCACUGGCUAGUGCUGGAGAACUGCCACUUGAUGCAGCACUGGCCAAAUGAGCUGCUCCGACCCUUGCUGGAGCUGCUGGAUGCAGUCAAGGACGCCUCAGAUCCGGACUUACAACUGCUUUUAGCUGAACCUGCAAGCAGGAAGGUGGCCACUGUCCACCAAGAUUUCCGUCUCUGGCUUAUUAUGUCUGCAGACUCUCUCUCUUCUUUACCAGCUGUGCUGACUCAUCACUGCAUGCCUGUUUUCUGGAACCAAUCCUUGGAGCUGCACCAUGUCUUGAUUGACAGCAUGGUGCUUGCCCAGCAAGGACGCUAUGUACAACCCCCUGCAAGGAUGCUGCCCCUUCUGCUCCUGCACAGCCUCCUGUCACACAGGCAGCUCUACGGAAGGAAGCUGCAGGCGCACAGGGGGGGCUGGACUCAAAUGACCCUGACUCGACUCCUUCAGAUCCAGGACCAGCUAUGGGCCAACCUUAGCAAUCCCUAUGUUGCUCUGCAGGAGCUGGUUGCUUUGGUUUUCUAUGGGAGCCGUGUGGAAGACGAAAAGGACACAGAGGCCCUACUUAGCCUCACUCAGACCUUCCUGGACCCCAAGAGAGGGAGUGGGGCCCCACUCCACACGCCACAGCAUUUGCUGACUGCUCUGAUGUUUAGCUCAGAACUGAGGAACCCCGAGGCUCUGGAACAGUGCAAAGCCCAGGUGCAUUUGCUGUUCUCAACACCCGAACCCCAGAUCUGUGGAGUGAGUAGUGGCACCCGCGCUUGGCUGCUGAGGUGCCAGAGUCGCGUGCUCCUGAGAGAUCUCCGGUGGAGCUCAGUUCCUUGGGUUCCUGCAUCUCAAGCAGGCUCCCAGCGUGCAGAAAGACGGCUGCGGCAACGGCUGGUACAGGCCCAGCGGAGGCUGGAGUUGCUGCAGGCUCUGCUCUCUACGAGCCCUGUCCGAGAGGAGGCGAACCCUGUGCAGAGGGUGCCAGGGAGCCCACUGCAGCCUCUGGACAACUUCCUGGAAACAGAGGUGCAGGAGCUGAGGCAGCUGGUGGGCCACCUACUACAGGAUCUUCACUGCUUGUUGCAGCAGCUGACGGAAGCACACCCCUGCGCUUCCCCGCGCUGUGUUGCGGUGGCCCAGGCUCUCUGGAAAGGCCAGUUCCCCCAGCCUUGGCGGCCCCAUGCCCCUGCCGGCCUGCAGCCACCCUGGCACUGGCUGCGACAGCUGUCACGCCAAGGGCAGCUGUUGAUCCGCUACAUGGAGGGAGGCUCUGAGGUUCCCGUGCGCACCUUUCACCUCUCAGCCUUUAGCCACCCUCGUCGCCUGUUGCUGUCACUGAGCUCUGAGGCCCUCUCUCCUGCUGCGACCUCCAAGAGCCAUUAUGUGUCCAACCCUGGCGAUUCUAACCUCCCAAAUUCCACUCCCAAACAGCAGCUCUUGAGACAUCAGAGCCUGAACAGCAACGCUCUGCACUUCCAGGUGGUGAAAGACCCGAAUGCCCCGGCUCCAGAGAAAGGGGUGUUGUUGGUUGGGCUGCAGCUCCAGAAUGCAGAAUGGGACCCACAAGCUGGGGCCUUGCAGCACAGCACUUCCUGCCAGCCCUGCCCUCUACCUCCAGUCAGAGUCAGCCCCCACAAUGGUAAUGCCAGUGACCAGGCGCCCAAAAUGGGUCUGCCUGUGUACUCUUGUCCUGUGUACUUGGAAGGGUUCCUCGGUGUCACGAACCUGCAUAGCCGGAACAUCCUGAUGCACCUGCCAUUGCCCACCAAGCUCUGUCCUGCCACCUGUGCCCAGUGGAGAGUCCAUGUGUGCAGCCCACCCCUGCUCUGA